AUGUGCAAAAGCAACUUCCACAUACCUCAAACAAUUGACCACAUACCUGUAACAAGUACCCACAUACCUGUAACUAGUAACCACAUACCUGUAUCUAGUGCCCACAUACCUGUAACCAGUAACCACAUACCUGUAACUAGUGCCCACAUACCUGUAACUAGUGACCACAUACCUGUAACAACUGCCCACAUACCUGUAACUAGUGACCACAUACCUGUAACAAGUGCCCACAUACCUGUAACUAGUGACCACAUACCUGUAACCAGUAACCACAUACCUGUAACAAGUGACCACAUACCUGUAACAAGUGACCACAUACCUGUAACAAGUGACCACAUACCUGUAACUAGUGACCACAUACCUGUAACAAGUGACCACAUACCUGUAACUAGUGACCACAUACCUGUAACAAGUGACCACAUACCUGUAACCAGUAACCACAUACCUGUAACCAGUGACCACAUACCUGUAACUAGUGACCACAUACCUGUAACCAGUAACCACAUACCUGUAACUAGUGACCACAUACCUGUAACAAGUGACCACAUACCUGUAACUAGUGCCCACAUACCUGUAACCAGUAACCACAUACCUGUAACUAGUGACCACAUACCUGUAACCAGUAACCACAUACCUGUAACUAGUGACCACAUACCUGUAACAAGUGACCACAUACCUGUAACUAGUGACCACAUACCUGUAACUAGUGACCACAUACCUGUAACAAGUGACCACAUACCUGUAACUAGUAACCACAUACCUGUAACAAGUGACCACAUACCUGUAACAAGUGACCACAUACCUGUAACAAGUGACCACAUACCUGUAACCAGUAACCACAUACCUGUAACAAGUGACCACAUACCUGUAACAAGUGACCACAUACCUGUAACAGGUAACCACAUAACUGUAACAAGUGACCACAUACCUGUAACCAGUAACCACAUACCUGUAACAAGUGACCACAUACCUGUAACAAGUGACCACAUACCUGUAACCAGUAACCACAUACCUGUAACUAGUGACCACAUACCUGUAACUAGUGACCACAUACCUGUAUCUAGUAACCACAUACCUGUAACUAGCGACCACAUACCUGUAACAAGUAACCACAUACCUGUAACAAGUGACCACAUACCUGUAACAAGUAACCACAUACCUGUAACAAGUGACCACAUACCUGUAACUAGUGACCACAUACCUGUAACAAGUGACCACAUACCUGUAACAGGUAACCACAUAACUGUAACAACUGCCCACAUACCUGUAACUAGUGACCACAUACCUGUAACAAGUGACCACAUGCCUGUAACAAGUAACCACAUACCUCUAACUAGUGACCACAUACCUGUAACAAGUAACCACAUACCUGUAAGAAGUGACCACAUACCUGUAACUAGCGACCACAUACCUGUAAACAUUAACCACAUGGUCACUGGUUACAGCUAUGCUGUUAUGUAA
Molecule: messenger RNA, 1461 nt
Organism: Procambarus clarkii (red swamp crayfish)
Lineage: Eukaryota; Metazoa; Arthropoda; Malacostraca; Decapoda; Cambaridae
Source: RefSeq, a predicted model, not a curated record